UCGUUUAUCCGUAGGGUAAAUUGUUUAUCACUGAAAUAGUGAAAUAAAGAGAUCGCCUUUAGUGAUUAUAGAAUUAAUUAAUUAUCGAGGAGGCAAUGCACAAACGAAUACAAUUAACUAUAAGCAGUUUUAGAUGCCAGCAUGGUUGAGAUUUGUUGGUGAGCGGAAUGUUUUUACUCAUAGUAAAGAUUUGAAGACACCUUUUGUUAUGGAUGUAUAGCUGUUCACAUGGGAAAUCCAAGCAUUUAUUGGGAACUUUAACUGUAACCUAGACACCUGAAGAUGCCAUUUACCAAGAUGGCGAGAAUAGUUUUAGUGCUACUAUUUCUUAUGUAUACCAUUGACGAAUGCGCUACUCAGGAGUUUACUAGCCCGGCGUUUACUAGCCCCUUUCAGUCGGUAAGAGGUAAAUAUCAAGAUUUUAACUCAAAAGUGAUGGAUUUACAAGGUCAAUACUGUGGUAGAGUUUGUGAUAAGAAAUUUCAAUUCAGAGAGGGAAAUGAUAGAUGUGCUCCAUGUUUCUGUGACGUCGAUUGUUAUUAUUAUAAUGACUGUUGUCCAGAUAAACUGCUCUUUAACAAGAAUCUAAGCGACGUAACUCCCAGGAAGCAUGGAUGUAGAAAAAUCGUGUAUAGUUCAACCCCAGAGUUUUCAAAAGUCAUUGAUGAUUGUCCUAAAUUCUACAGCAACCAGGAAACGACAUCAAACUGCUAUAAUAAUGAUUCUUUACACUGGAAAUAUAUUAAUCCAGUUACAGAUCAGAAUACGAAACUAACCUACCGAAACAAAUAUUGCGCCAUUUGUAAUAAUGCCUCAGAUACUGUUAGGUGGUUAACGGAAACCAGUUGUCGAGACGACAGUGCCUAUGGAAACUUAGUGAAUACAGAGGAGAUUUACUUUUCUGUUUUAAACAGUAAUGUAUGUUCACUGUCCUUUAAGUCUAGCACCGCGGGGUUUCCAGAAAAGAGAGCCUGUUCUACCACAACGCCACCAGUUUAUACUAAAUGUAACGAAACGGGACGAUGGAUAUUCUACGAUCAAGACGUGGAAACUGCGUGUCUUUUGUACACUAACGUCGUCAUGGGAAAAUACGGAAAUUUAUUCUGUCGACUGUGUAAUGAGCGGAUUACUUGGCAAAAUCUCGAGAUGGAGCCCCAAGAGAGGGUCGAAUUUGGAAGACUGAGCCUGGCCACGUUGUUGAAUCUUGGAGAUGAAGGAGACUCAACGAGAACAAGAUCAAGAUCCUCAGUUCCAGAUAAAGAAUGUGGUGUGGAUGAAGUGAUGGAUCCCAAAUCGUGCGAUUGUCGAGAAAAGAUAUGUUCUGAUGGAGAAGUUCUGGAAAAUGGUACAUGUCGAUCCAUAUUUCUAAAAUCUAAUAACAUUGGGUAUAAUAUAUGUAUUCAUUUGAAAGGAACUUUUAACAUGCGCGGUCAAAAUGUUAGUCCGGAAAACAUCUUAGUAAAAUACAGAAACGAAAAUUUUGUGUCUUUUGACUCUGAUACAGACACGGUUGUGGAUCAAAGUUUCACACCCGUUUUAGUGAUUCGCUGCGGAGAGGAGUUGGUGCAUAUUGAAGCUGAUAUAUACGUGAAAUUACUUUUUGAAAGUCCAGUGAACUCCGACGAUAAACAAAUUGAACUUUUGAAAACUGUUCACAAUUUUGGGCCUGAAUCAUCAACAAAUGGAUUUAGUAUGGAAACCACCCUGGGAAACAUUUGUCACAAACCUCAACCUGAAGUUCAAACUUUUCCCGUGAAAUCUAAUUGUUCUUUAAUAAAACCAGUUGUUCUUUUUGAGGCCAUACGCAUUAGAGAUGAAGUCGCAGACAUUCUGCCUAGUAUCCAAUUCCUUCAACUAAAUAAACUGAUGACGUGUGUCCAUGUUUCACUGAAUUCAACGGAAGUUGCGCAUAACCUCACCGACAACUCUCUGACGUUAUUACGUAAUAAUCUAACAUUAACAGAGGGCGAAUAUAAAUCGCGCGAUGAACAAUUUCUCGUGUGUUUGGAUGAUUACCUCAACGGCACUUCUGUAGAUUAUUGUAAACCAAUUAUUGGUAACCAGACAGCAGCUUGGACGCCAUUAGGCAUAACUUCCGUCGUAUGCACGUGUAUUUCGUUGUUGUUCCUCAUUAUAACUUUCAUUUUUUAUUGCGUUAUUAAAAGCUUACGAAAUGUGGUCGGGGUCAAUGUAAUGGGAUUGAUAGUGACUCUGAUAUUUGCUCAGGUCUUCUACGAGUUCGGAUUAGAAAUGACAGAUUACCAUAACCUUUGUCAAGCCAUGGGCAUCCUUAUUCACUAUUUUUGGUUAUCGGCCAUAUUUUGGAUGAAUGCUUGCACUUUGGUUUUAUUUCUGAAACUAUCUUUCCCACUAGAAUCUCGCGGUUUUACUACAGGGCAGAUAUUUAGAAGAUCCUGUGUCUAUUCAACUCUAUCGCCAUUAAUAAUUGUGGGUAUUACCCUUGGGAUAAACUAUGGUAUGGAUGGUAAUUCUGGUUAUGGAGGAGCCCAUAGUUGUUAUAUAAGAAGCGUCAAUGAAAGACGAUUUGCCUUUGCCUUACCACUAGGACUCUUGGUUCUAAUCAACAUCGUUUUGUUCAGCUACACAUUUAUUAAAAUCAGAGCCACGCAGAUGGAAUCGGCCAUCAACAGAGAAAAUAAAAUUAAUAUUGUAGCGUGUUUAAAACUCUCUGUUAUUACAGGAGCUUCGUGGAUUUUCGCUUUCGUGUAUGAAGCAACCGGCGCCAUUGUGUUUGCUUAUCUUUUCACCAUUCUUGUUGGCGCUCUUGGCCUCGUUUUGUUUAUCGCUUUCAUUGUAAACAAACGAGUUUGCCAGAUCUGCGUAGAGAAAGUUCGUGGAAGCGAUUACAGUCAAUCAUCAAGCGCUUCUAAACAGAAGAAAUAUUUAGUAAAGUCAUCCGGUGAAAGUCCACUUCCGAGCCUCUCAAAGGCCAGAUCGGUUAGCGACCCAGAAAGUGAGGCCAGUAUCAAGACGAGAAUGACUAAAGGUGAAACUGAAGAGAACCAAUUUUAAGACGUGCACAGACUAAAACUGGGCAUCGUUGUCAAUCAAUGUUCCCGUGAUACACUGGAAAUAUAUAGUAUAUAUAGCAACGUCGUGAUAGGCUACACUGGAAAUAUAUAGUGUAUAUAGCAACGUCGUGUCAGAUUCUUGGAAACCCAACUUAGAGAACUAUAUAACGAGGCCAUUGUUUUCCCAGACUCUCUGAACAGGUGAACACUCAUCAACCUAGAUUGUUCAAAUAUUACAGAAUAUUGUUAAACUCCUAUAUAGUAUGGAAUAUUUUUAUUAGUGGCAUUUAUUAAUUGAACUGGAAUAUACAAGACACAAUUCCAUGGAAUACAAUUAGCGACGUUUCGACUGUAUUUCUCCAGUUUUCAUCACUGUAAUAUAAAAAUAUUAGGUAUCGCUGUCUAUUAGUGAAACCCAAAUACAGUCGGUGGUCUGGAUGGUUAUAUGAGCUUUAUAUACACGUGCACCAUAUUAUCAAUAGUGGUAUUUGAUAGAAAUCGAGACUACUGACCACGACUAUAGACCAAAUGAAAAUUAAUAUUUGAUUCUUUAUGUUUGAGCAGAUAGCAGUUUGUUGCCAAACGGUAAAUAGAAGAAACGUUACCCGCCUCAACUGAGUGUCUAAAUAAGCGGGAUGCAUAUAAUAUGCACGCGUUGGUGAAAUAAACCAAUAUUAUAACCAUGUUUUUAUUUAUUUUUCUUAUAUGAAUCUCAUUAAAAUGGAUAAUACGUCGAAAUUAAAUAGUGCGGCAUUGAUUUUAGUUAAAAGCUGGCGUUUAUGUGGGGAGGGCCAGGCCCCACAAGUGUGAAGAGGCACAAAAUGCAAUCUUAUAAUACCCGUAAUUAAAUAAUAUACCCCAACUUUUAUCAGAUUUAUAUUUCUACUCAAAUAUAGCUGACAACAUUAAAAGACGUUAUUUUUUACUUGUUACAUCAUUUAUUCGUUACAAUUACUUAAUAUAUUUCAUUUAAUUGCAAUUUACUGAAACUUAGUAAAAUAGGCUGAAAUUAUGACUAUUCGUGAGGCGGACACCCAUCGUGUCAUUGUCCCGGGCGCUGCUAACCCUUGUUACGUUGUUACGCCACUGGAAGAAUAUUUUGUGUUUUAUCUGUUAUAAAGACUGCUUAUUAUUUUAUUUCGUAUAUUUGCCAUCCAAAUGUACAUAAUCAUAAUAUAUUUAAAUAUACAGCACCUUUUUUUAUUUCUAAUUUUUUUAGAUAUUUUAUGAGAGUUCUAUUCUACACUGUUUUACACUUUUUAUCAAUGUUUCUUUAUUAUGUUUUUUUUUCUUCUUUGUGAUUUUUUUUCAAAGAAAUAAAUUCCUUUACCUAUC
Patella vulgata (common limpet) is the source of this 4367-nucleotide messenger RNA. RefSeq lists its product as uncharacterized. Bases 283 to 3033 code for a protein of 916 amino acids. Gene Ontology annotation, molecular function: G protein-coupled receptor activity. NCBI's taxonomy places the organism in Eukaryota, Metazoa, Mollusca, Gastropoda, Patellidae. The record is from RefSeq and is a predicted model, not a curated record. The transcript is spliced from 3 exons. Gene Ontology annotation, biological process: G protein-coupled receptor signaling pathway; cell surface receptor signaling pathway. Gene Ontology annotation, cellular component: membrane.